Messenger RNA from Microplitis demolitor, 3685 nucleotides. RefSeq names its product very long-chain-fatty-acid--CoA ligase bubblegum (gene bgm). Gene Ontology annotation, cellular component: endoplasmic reticulum; membrane. NCBI's taxonomy places the organism in Eukaryota, Metazoa, Arthropoda, Insecta, Hymenoptera, Braconidae. The record is from RefSeq and is a predicted model, not a curated record. Gene Ontology annotation, molecular function: long-chain fatty acid-CoA ligase activity. The transcript is spliced from 13 exons. The coding region runs from base 415 to 2481 and encodes 688 amino acids.
UGGGGGUUAUGCACCGUGUGAUAAUUUAAUGCAUAAGUGAGCAAGCGCAUCGGAAAUUUUAUUAGGAGAGGGUAGUGAAGACUUUCCUCAUUUUUUUUUUAACGUGCAUUAGUUUACACGUGGUACAGCGAUGAUCCGCAAUGAUCGAGUAAAACGUGUUGGGUGAUAUUGGUCCCAGCCUUUUAGUUUAAAGAUAUAAUAAAAAAAAACAGUUUAUGUGACAAAACAAGUCUUGAAAAUAAAAACGCUGUGUAUUUAUACCGGCAAGCAGUAUUUUGUAUUUUAUUUACAUUGCCAUAACGUGAGUAGCGGUAGUAUCAUAAAUACCGUUAAAUACUGUAGCUUGGUUUUUUUUUUUUUUUUUAAUUAUUUUGUGACUGCAAUUGAAAAUAAUUUAUAAAUAUAUUUGAUAAUAUGUCUGCAGUGCAGCCUCAUUUGUCCAACGGAUUCAUAAAUGGAUUCUCAAAAGAUGAUAAAACAUCAGAAACAGAUGGGAGAUAUAUUUCUCCAUCAGAGACAGGUCAUGAUGGACCAGAUCAAAUACUUGCUUCAGAUGUAGAUACAACGUGGGAACCGAAUGGUCGAGUUAGAAUACAAUAUGACAAAGAUGAUUUAAAAUCGCGAGAAUUUAUAUCAGUGCCAGGUUUGCUUAUGAAAACAGCAAAAAAAUAUCCAGAUCAUCUAGCAAUGGUAUCGAGAGUUGGUGUUGAUGGUAAAAGACGUACUUAUACUUACAGAGAAUACGAAGCGGAAGUGAGAAUUGUUGCUAAAGCAUUUAUUAAGUUAGGCCUUCAACGAUAUCACAGUGUUUGUAUACUUGGGUUCAAUAGUCCACAAUGGUUUAUUGCUGAUAUUGCAGCUAUUUAUGCUGGAGGUUUUGCUGCGGGAAUUUAUACCACCAAUUCUCCAGAUGCUUGCCAAUUUUGUGCAGAAAAUAGUAGAGCUAAUAUAAUAGUAGUAGAGGAUAAUAAACAAUUGGAAAAAAUAUUGGAAAUUAAGAAAGAUUUGCCGCAUCUGAAAGCUAUCAUUCAGUAUGAAGGAAUAGCAAAAGAAAAAGAUGUAUUAAGUUGGUAUGAUUUAUUAGAAAUUGGUCGAGUUGAAUCAGAUGAUAAAUUAGAUUCUGUUCUCCGAACAAUUGGUGCUAAUGAAUGCUGUACUUUGGUUUACACGUCUGGUACAGUAGGCCGCCCUAAAGCAGUAAUGUUGAGUCACGACAAUUUAACACAUGAUGCACGCGUAAUCACGGAACGUGUUAAUUUUAAAGACAAAACUGAAAUAAUUGUUAGUUUUUUACCACUAUCGCAUGUCGCAGCCCAGGUGGUUGAAAUAUUUACUAGUUUGUCUGUAGCUGCAACAGUAUAUUUUGCGGAUAAAAAUGCUCUCAAAGGUAGUCUCGUAGAGACCUUAACAUAUGCAAGACCUACAGCUUUUCUGGGUGUACCACGUGUUUGGGAAAAAAUUCAUGAAAAAAUGAUGCUAGUCGCACGUAAUAAUGGUCCAAUAAAAACAUGGAUUGCAACUUGGGCAAAAGCACAAGGAUUAUACUACAAUAUGAAUAAAAUGAAUGGAGUUGAUUAUAAAACAUGGGGCUACAUUUUUGCUAAAUGGCUUGUAUUUAAUAAAAUAAAAGCAACACUUGGAUUAGAUAGAUGUAAAAUAUUUGUUACUGCAGCUGCUCCACUAAGUGAUGAUAUUAAAAAAUAUUUUAUGAGCUUAGACAUACCAAUUAUGGAAGCCUAUGGUAUGUCGGAAUGUGCUGGUGCUCAUACUCUAAGUACAGAAAAUAAAUAUAGAUUAGGAAGUGUCGGAGCGGUUUUAAGAGGUCUUAAAACAAAAUUAGAUCAUCCAGAUGACAGUGGUGAAGGUGAAAUAUGUAUGGGUGGUCGUCAUGUUUUUAUGGGCUACUUAAAUGCACCAGAUAAAACUAAAGAAGCUAAAGAUGAUAAUGCUUGGUUACAUAGUGGAGACCUUGGAAGAAUAGACGGAAAAGGAUUUUUGUAUGUGACAGGACGAAUAAAAGAACUUGUAAUUACUGCUGGCGGUGAAAACAUCCCACCUGUUCAAAUAGAACAAAUAUUGUUGAAAGAAUUACCAGCACUUAGUAAUGCUAUGCUUAUUGGUGAUAUGAAAAAAUAUCUGACAAUUUUAGUUACAUUGAAAACCGAAAUGGACCCUGAUACUGGUGGACCAUUGGAUGCUCUUUCCCCUACUGUGAUAUCAUGGGCAAAGUCGAUUGGAAGUAAAGCAAAAACGUUAUCUGAAGUUUUAAGUACACGGGAUCCACUUAUUUACAAUGAAAUUGAAGAGGCAAUUAAAAGGACAAAUGAACAAGCCACAAGUAAUGCUCAAAAAGUACAAAAAUUUACUAUCCUGCCUCACGAUUUUUCUAUUCCGACAGGAGAAUUAGGUCCUACACUUAAAUUGAGGCGAAAUAUAGUAUCGAAAAAAUAUGCCGAUGUCAUUGAAGAAAUGUACAAGUAACAAAAUUUUUGUUAGAUCACGUUAGAUCGACAACAAUUUAUUAGCUAGGUAUUUUUUUUUUUAAUUUUGUGAUGUCUAUAGUUAGAUUAUGUUAGUUGACAUUUUAAAAUAAUGAUUUCAAUGAUAUUGAUAAUUAAAAAAUAAAAACAUAUUUUAAAAAAUUACACAUUCAGUUUAUCACAUACAUGUAUAAUAUAAUUUAAAGAAAUGAACAAAUUAGUAUACCUUCUUAUAAAUAAAAAAGUAUAAUUUUUUUUUUUCUCAAAUAUUUAAAAGUAUAGAAAUUUUCUUUGGGUUGUGGCAAAAGAGUUUAUUAUUCUAUGAACCAAAUUUUAUAUAAAACGAUGCAAUUGAUGUUAUGUACUUGUGUUAUUUAAAAUUAUAAUUUAGUUAAACUUAAACAUUAAUACUUUUAAGGUAAAAGGCAUUAAAGUUUCUUACUUUCUGUAAUAUACAUAGUUAAAAAUUUAUCAUGUAUAUAAUUAUGUGUGAAAAUGCUCCUGUACAAUCUCAAUAAUGUAUGAAAGUAAAAAAAAAAAAAAAAAAAAAGAAAAAAAAAAGAAAACGUAUCGGUUGUAUGAUUUUUGAUGUUACGAGGACAUUUUUAUGUAAAUUUAAAAAAAUCUUUUAAAUUAAUGAGUACUUAAAAUAAUUGUAAGAAAGUGCCUUCUGAUACCUGGACAUUUAAAAAAAAAAAAAAUUAACAUUUUUCUUCUUGUACUUUAAUAAUUAUUUGGUUUGUUAAUAAAUACAUUAUAGAAUAGAUAAUAUUUUAAAACCAGGUGUAAAAUAAAAAAAAAUAAAGGAUAAUAUCAAUGAGAAUUGAUUAAAAUUAUUUUAAUGUCACUGUGAGGAAUUAAAAAAUUUUUAAUUAAAAAACAUUGAAUUGAUUCAAACUAUGAAACAAAUUUAAUCAUAUCGUAUAUAAAAAAAUUUAAAUAACAUUUAUUGGGAGUUUUUUUUUAAAUCUUUGAAUGAAUAAUAAUACAUAUUUUGAAUUCGUCCGUAUUUGAGCGUUACUAGUGAACAAUUUAAAUAUUUAUUGGUUGUAACUGGUAUUCGAGUGUGACAAUAACACGGCUUGAUUUUGAAUUUUAGUAUUGUUUUUGAGUGAACGCUAUGACUUUUAUAUUUACUGUCAUCAGGAGGUUUAAAUAAAUGUAUAUAAUGUAAUAUUUAUAAUAAAAUUAUUGAUUGAAAAUUU